AUGGGGGACAACCUGAUUUUGUUGUGUGCGUAUGGGGGUAAUAACAUUGCCGUGAUGUUUGAUGUGACGUUCACGUUCAGUCGUUUGGUUAGUCAUGUGUGCGACCGAUUUGGGGAUUUGUCUCCGGAUUCCAUUUCAAUGUUCUUCAAGAUAACCGGGUACAAUAAGUUCAACAUGGAAAAUGAGAUGGACCUCCAAAAUAUAUUAUAUCUUGCCAGGUCUUUCCAGGUGGACCAUAUUGGUAUUGUGGUGAAGUUACAGGGAGGGUCGUCGUUGGAUGCAAGUCAAAAGGGUGUUGUUGAGGAUUCACAUGGAAAACACAUCCAUGGGGGAGGAAGUGGUUUAAUGAAUGAUUUUGGUGAAGACGAAGAUUUGUUACCCAAUUUUUGCCCGCAUGCCCAUAAUAUGUUGCUAUCGGAAUCAUGGGCCUCUUGCAUUAGUAAUGUGGGACAAUGUUUCGAAGGCGAGGCAGGUGAAUUUCGUAAGGUUCUCAACAAGUACGCUAUUGAAUGCGGGUUCCAAUUCAAGUUCAGAAAGAAUGACUCGGUUAGAAUUACGGCGGUAUGUAUGUUUAACGAGUCAAGGGGGUGUCUUUGGUCUGUCCAUGCCAGGAUGAUGAAUGUCAAUGGGUUCUUUUAUUUGAAGAAAUGGAAUAGCGAACACACAUGUGGGGUUGCUGUGCGGACUGCAAAAAACCUAAGGAUGGAAUUUGAAUUGGUUGCUGAUGUCAUGGUGAAACGCGUACGUGACAAGCCAUUGACUCACCCUACGGAUGUCAAAUAUCACUUUCAAAAAGAUUAUGGGCUGCAAGUUAGUUACCAUGUAGCUUGGUUAGGAGUUGAGAAGGCUAGAGGGGAACUAUUCGGGGAUCAUUCCUCAUCGUUCGACUAG
Messenger RNA from Camellia sinensis, 891 nucleotides. NCBI's taxonomy places the organism in Eukaryota, Viridiplantae, Streptophyta, Magnoliopsida, Ericales, Theaceae. The record is from RefSeq and is a predicted model, not a curated record.